UUAAGAUGCGCUUGUAAUCAUACUCAGUUAACUAGUUUGUCAGCCUCAAUCAUUUUCUCUCUCAUCACGUUGGCGCCUCCUUUGCGUUCUGUGGGACGCUUCACGACGCUGACGGCCUUUCCACAUACACUCCGGCGCAUAUUCGGAUCGGACAGCAGCAACGCCUGCCUGUGCGAUAGAAGGGCGGCUUCUACACUUGGCAACGGGACUCUUGACAAUAACCAUCGGGGAAACUCGACUGCAUCAUUGCACCUCAUUCAAUGCCAGCACAUCCCCGAACGACUCAUCCUGCCUGAACUUGCUGAGAAGAUUGAACGGGAGAGGGCGCAACGCCGCAUACCUAUCCACCGCGGCAUCCCCCAAAUGAGUUACUCAAUCCAUGUCAUCACCACCCCCACUGUCGAUACACCAGGGACAACGUUCCUGCUUCGUACACAGAAGCGGAAUUAUGUCUUCGGUAGCGUGGCGGAAGGCACCCAGCGGGCUAUGGUGGAAAUGAGCACCCGCUUGACCAAGGUGCAGGAUUUCUUUCUGACCGGCAGAAUGGAUUGGGCUAAUAUGGGUGGUUUGCUUGGGCUUACAUUGACGUUGGCUGAUUCGGCCUCGUCUUCGUACCAGACUUCCUUGGAUACCUGGAAGAUGAGCAAGGGUCAGAAGAAGGCAGCCGAGCCCCAACCACCAAGGCUCAACAUGUAUGGACCACCGAAUCUAAACCACAAACUUUCAACGGCUCGACGUUUCAUAUUCAGAAAGGGCAUUCCAACCACUGCUACAGAAUUCAGAGACGUCUCUCUGCCCCGUGAUACCAAUGGACGCAUACAACCCAGCUGGCAGGAUGACUAUAUCGAUGUCUGGGCUUUGCCUCUAUCUCCUUCGUCGGCAAAAUUGGACGCAGAGGAAGAAGCUAUGCUCCUCGCGCAAUACAACAAUUACGAUACUAACUUGAACACUUUUGAGGAAUUCCAAGCGCCGGAAAACGAGUCACGACAAGACCAGGAACUGCGGUAUGGGCGCAUACGCCAGGCAGUGGUUGAUUACAUGUUCAAUUCGACCUGGAACUUUGAUACUUUGGUCGAGCAACAUAUUUCCGAGGUUGCCUUCCCAGCCACGUUGUUCGUUCGCAACCCAAACACUCACCACAUUGAGCCGUACCGCGGACCGAUGCCCGGUGGCAAAGAACCUGUCCCUGACAUAAAAGUCUUAACACGGACUCCUUGGCCUGGUGCGAAAGUGCUCGCGCUCCCACCAACGAGGCCAGCGCCCGAAUCUAUCUCCUACAUCGUACGUGCCAAAAAGUUUCGCGGUACCUUUGAUGCCAAACGCGCAAAAGAGCUUGGUAUCAAGCCCGGUCCCUUGUUCGGCCGUCUGAGCAAUGGCGAAUCCAUAACAAACGACAAGGGGGAGAUAAUCACUCCUGAAAUGGUUUUGGGGCCAGACAAACCUGGGCAGGGAUUCGCCAUCUUGGAUGUUCCUUCGAUAGAUUACCUGGAUCGAUUGGUUGAACGAGAGGAACUACAAUCAGACGACAUCAUGGAUGGUGUCCAGGUCUGUUUCUGGCUCCUGGGCCCUGGAGUUUCGGGACAUCCUACCCUCCAACAAAUGAUGAAGAAGCUGAAUCGACUGGAGCACAUUAUAUCAUCGGUGGAUACUUGCCCGAAUAACCUGACUUUUGAAUCUGUGGCUGAGCAGACGGGUCGCCUGUGCAAAAUCGAUCCUGCUCGGUACAACAUACCCUAUUCCGACGAUCAGAGCUUGCCCCAACAUAGCUUAGCUGGAAUGCAAGCUGCUGGAAAAAGCAAAAUGCCGGAGGGUGUGAAAGCGGCGCGGAAAGGGCUGGCAUACGACAUCAUGCCGGCCUUCAAAAUGAGAGAAACCCCGCCAUCUGUCGCAUCCAGCUUUAACGACAGAGUGAUGGCCCGCAUGGAUGCGGAUGUGCUUCAAAGCGCCGAAGAAGCACGUCAAGCUGUUCAGAAUGAUGCGCAAGCCUUGGCCACGUGGAGAAGCCUGCUAGCACGACCUGACACCGAAGUGAUCACUCUAGGAACUGGCUCUGCCUUGCCCUCUAAAUAUCGAAAUGUGUCUGCUACCCUCUUGCGGGUCCCUGGGGUGGGCAACUACCUAUUUGAUUGUGGGGAGAACACACUCGGCCAAUUGCAGAGAAUGUUCGAUCACGAAGAAUUAAAAAGUCUCAUCAAGGACUUGCGGAUGAUAUGGAUAAGCCAUCUGCACGCGGACCAUCAUUUGGGCACAGUAUCAGUAAUCAAAGCGUGGUAUCAACUCAAACAUAAUAGCGUACCCGUCUCCAGACAGCCAGUGAUCUCAAAUAUAGCAGAAGAAGUCUCUGACUACGGCCUGUCAAUCGUCUCACACGACGGUAUGAUCAAAUGGCUUUGGGAAUACUCAUCCGUCGAAGAUUUCGGAUACAGUCGCAUUCUGCCAUUUACAAUACAGCCGGGCAAAACAGAAGAGUCAGAUUCUACCUCAAGGCUCUUCAUCCAGAGUCCCGACAGGAAAGGUAAAUACACAGGCGUUCUCGGACAGGAAGAUUACGAAAAGGUGAUGGGUCUUGCCGAUAUACAGUCCUGUUACGUGCGCCAUUGCAACGGAGCAAUGGCGGUUUCCCUUACAUUCCCUCGCUCCCAGUCCGAUCCGGAGGAAUUGAAACCGCUCAAGGUAUCAUAUUCAGGGGAUUGUAGACCGAGUCAGAAUUUCGCUCAGAUUGGACGCCAUAGUACCGUGUUAAUUCAUGAAGCAACCUUUGAUGAUGAGUUGCUGGGAGACGCGAAGGCGAAGAAACACUCGACUACCUCCGAAGCUCUCGGUAUUGGUGCGCAAAUGGAUGCGAAGGCCGUAGUGUUAACACAUUUCAGCCAACGCUACCAAAAGAUACCGAUCCUCGAGACUGUGCAGGAUGACGAACAGGUUGGCACGCAGAGUGCGGAUCUUAUGGAAGGCGUGCAAGAAGAGGAUGACGAGGCAGAAGACGAUGGCCCAGCCGAUAACAUGGAUGCACACUCAUCGGCGGCAACCGUUACUGCACCACCAAAUGGAGCGGUGUCAUCGGAAAAGCCGAGAGCCAAAGACGAGGGGCAUGAGCAGGUCGUCAAGGUCCGAUCAAAAGAUAUGAAGGUGGCCGUCGCCUUUGAUUAUAUGCGUGUCAAGAUCGGCGAGAUCGCACAACUAGAAAAGUUCAACGACGCGCUGACCAAGCUUUUGACCAAGGAGGAAGAAGUCGAUGACCACGACGAUGAUGCAGAACAGCCGACUAUCAAUGCUAACGGUAAGAAAGCUAGCGGUGAUGAAGGUCAUGGUGCAAAGAAGAACAAAAAAAGCAAGAGAAAUAAAUGA
Messenger RNA from Periconia digitata, 3348 nucleotides. Lineage: Eukaryota; Fungi; Ascomycota; Dothideomycetes; Pleosporales; Periconiaceae. The record is from the annotation of a GenBank genome assembly.